Molecule: messenger RNA, 2028 nt
Organism: Heterostelium album PN500
Lineage: Eukaryota; Evosea; Eumycetozoa; Acytosteliales; Acytosteliaceae
Exons: 3
Coding region: 1-2028 (675 amino acids)
Source: RefSeq, a predicted model, not a curated record
AUGUCACCUUUAUCUAUAGUUAAAUUAUUAAUACCAUCAAAAAACAACCAAGAUGUAACUAAAAUUUCACAAAACCUAAUUAUUUGUACAGAACUAUUGGAACAAAAGGGAAAACAAUUAAAAGAUGUUUUCCUAAAGUGUAAACAACUUCAUAAAGAUAAAAAAUUGAAAAAUAUUGACUUUUCAAAGAUCAAUUGUAGUAGUUCACCUUAUCAAGUUGCCAAUGCAAUUCGAUUGAUUCUAAAGGAAUAUGAACUGAUAGAUAGUGAAACAUUUUCAUGGCUAUCGCUUUCACUCACCAUAAUGAAUGACAAACUCUCACUGUUUGUCAUGAGAACCAUUCUUUGUUCUCUUCCAGUGCCAGUUUUCUCAAUCAUUGAACAUCUGUUUGCUUUUCUCUUUCGAUUCUCGAUGCUGUCGGGCUCCUCAAUUCAUUCGAUAUCGGAGCGAUUCGCCAAGUGGUUAUAUCACGACGGCGAUAUCACCAAGCAGAUCACGAGAAUAUCAAACACCAUCAGUGAACUCCUGAGAAACUACGAUUCCUGUUUCAAACGAUGCCCAACCACAGGUCGUCCCGUUUCCAUAGCAACUAUAUUCUUCAAUCCACAGUUCUCGCCCAGUCUGUCAUUUGAGAGUCUCACAGACACCGAACUGGAAGACAACAUCGGUGCUGCCUUCAAGGAGAUUAAAUCAGAGUCAAUCGAUAUCACUAUAGCCAACUAUUUUUUGAAGCUCUGUAUCUCCAAUCAAUCGAGAGCUGCCAAUAUAUUUUCGAAUUCUGAAAAUCACGGAGAGCAAACCAAUCAUAUGGAUCUAGUAAUUCGAUUCCUCCAGAACACUUCAAGAUUUGCUUAUGAUCCAGCCAACAUCAUCAGUGGUAGUACUGAUAGUUUGAGUAGUUUAGAGAGUCUGGCCCAAAGUAGAUCCAACAGCACCAGCAGUAAUUGUAGUAUUGGUUCAACUUUAGGAACAAAGUUUGAUAUUUUAGUUGAUCGAAGAAGAUUUAAAUUGAAAAUAUCUAUUGAUUCUAAGGUUUCUUUGAUUGUAAGAGAAUGUAUAAAUCUAUCAUAUCAUAUUGAUGGCCAUUGUCCGUUGGAAAUGUUGGAAACAGCUGCACUAAUGGUUGAUGUCGUUACCGAUGAACUUGGUAAACUGAUUAUUAAUAAUCUGAUUGUAAAGGAAAGUGAAUUACACCCAAUAUUUUCAUCGAUGGACCACAGAAACAUUGGUUCGAUUGCCAGAGAAAUAUCGGAUAGAGUUCGAUCCUUACCAACAUACUUCGAUAAGCUAAAGAAAGAAGCAAGUGAUUUGGUAAUGAAUUUCUUGCAAGUGGAGAACAACGAAGCACUUCCCAAACUUUCCGCCAUGCAAGAGGUACUCGAGAAGGUGUUGAACCACAUCGGUGAGAUCACCAAACUCUGGACACCAAUAAUAGAUUUCGAUCGUCAGAAUCAACCAUCCAAUCAUCUACAUGCUGAAGUAUCGACCGGUUAUACCCUGAUCGAUUAUGCCAUAAGAGAGAUCGAGCAUACACUAGUGCAGAACGUCGGAUCCAAUCAUCUCGUGAGUCUGUCGAAGCUGAUGAAACAAUUGUUGGAAAUGUCGAAACUAAGGUUGGAGGAAUUUGAAAGUCUGAAUACUCCAGAUCCCGAUGAUAUCCUCUAUAACGGACCUGUCCAGUCGCUUUGUGUUCGAGACAAGAAAUUGAUGGUUGCAAGUAUUUUCUUGCAAUUGGACGAACUGAAACAAUAUAUUAAGCAAACCAGUCGAAUUCUUCACCCAAGAUCAUCGGGUCAAUUGAUUGCCAGACAUUCAUACAGAACCAAUCUUAUGAUAUUACUUUUCUCUAUGGUACCAAGCUAUCGAUCCUACCUAGGCGGUGUCCCAGUGUCAGGAUCUAGCUUGAAUUUAAAUUUGGCAAACAAACGAGGUAAAUCAGGUAGAGUUACAAGCGUAAAUGUUCCAAGAUUAAACACAAAGAUCAAAAGCUUAGUUGAUGGAUUAAAUAAUUAUUUAAUACCUUCUUAA